GUUCACACGUAAGCCACCGAUUGGGUUCCCUCGAGCUCUUGGGUUCUUAUACUUCAGAGUCCGCUCUCCCACGGCGCUCGACCGUCCAUUCCAUACAUCAGCCCUACCACCUAAGUCAACUUGCUGCAUCCGCGGGUGACAGCUUCUUCCCGAUUCAUAGCUGUCGUAUCUACAGCCCAGGGAGCAGCUAUCGAGUGUCUAAGCAAGCUCGUAGCUCUCGCGCAUCAUACAUUUCCUUUCGUCGCAAUUCUUCUCUUGUCGCAAACCAAAUUCUUAGCUUGCGCUCAUGUGGCAGCGAGCUUCUCGUGCCGCGCUCGCGGCCUCCUUCCUCCUAGCCUCAAUCGCGAAUGCUAUUCCGCACGGAGAUGACGAUGGAUUGCACAUGGACAGUGGCAUGGACAUGUCCAGUCACGAUUCGCAACCCAAGGAAAACACAGACACCGAUGACGGUUCGCCGAUGAGCUACUUCGCCUAUGGCAAGCACAGCGGUGCCAUCAUGGCGCACAUCGCUCUAAUGGUCGUUUCCUGGUGCUUCAUUCUUCCGAUAGCCGUCAUGUUCAGUGUUGGACGAUCCCGCUUUGCCUUGCCGUCGCAAUUCCUCUUCUUGGUCCUCAAUGCGGUUGGGAUGCUCGUCGGAAUCAUCUACAACAGCCAAACCCCCGAUCUAUAUGAGAACAACGCCCACCACAAGAUCGGGUGGAUCGUGACCUGGGUCAUCAGCGCUCAAGUCAUCAUGUCGUUGAUUUUCGCCUACGCCGGAAGAGGAGAGACCGAAACCAGCUCAUAUGAACGCGCCGCCUUUCUUCCCGUAUCGACUGAAGAAUUGGCCGAUAGCCACCACACCUUUCCUACUGGUAUUCGUCACUCAUAUCGCUGGUCAAGAGACAGCGGGCAGGGAACUGAAAGAAACUCGUCCUCCAUCCAUUGUCCAGAGUCGCCAUCAUGCGCGUCCCCGUCGGACGAGUAUGACGGCUUUGAAAAACCUGAGGAUCCUGUUCCCGAGGACCCUCCUCAGUCACACAGGCCAAUGCGCAUCCCCAUCAUCGACCGUUUCCUCGCCAGCCGCGUGCCCGGCCUGGUGUCCAACCGUGUGCUCCGCGCGCUUUCGAUUGUGUAUGUGAUCAUUGACAGAAUCAUCUUGCCGUUUGGCUUCAUCGCCCUCGUCACUGGUUUCGUGACCUAUGGUGGUAUCAUGCGCGGCAAGGAAGUUUUCAACGGUCUUGCGCACUUCAUCAAAGGCGGAAUCUUUGUGUGGUACGGCUUUCUGACACUCGGCCGAAUGCUUGGCUGCUGCGCUGAUUUCGGCUGGGCCUGGAACGUGAAACCUUCCAGCGCUAUUGUUGGUAAAUGGAAGGCCAGAGUCCCCACUGGAGAAUUCACCGAGUCAUUCGUGAUUUUCGUAUAUGGUGCGAGUAACAUGUUCCUAGAGCAUCUCACAGGUUGGGGCGGCAAGUGGACUGCGACCGACUUUGAGCAUGUCUCUAUCUCUAUCAUGUUCUUCGGUGGUGGACUGUGCGGCAUGCUCUUCGAGUCGAAGCGCGUCAAGGGUUGGUUGAACAGCACUGUCCUGCAAUAUCCCUCCCACAUGAACGCUCAUGCUCCCGCCGAUACCGCCUGGCAGCUGCCUGACACCCAAGGCGUUUCCCUGAACCCCAUGCCUGCUCUGGUCAUCCUUCUUCUGGGCAUGAUGAUGGGUUCUCACCACCAAGACAGCAUGGUGUCAACCAUGGUCCACAAGCAGUGGGGCAACCUUCUCGUUGGAUUCGCGCUUGCCCGAGGCGUUACCUAUGUGAUGAUGUAUCUGAAGCCACCGACCUCCUACCUUCCAUCUCGUCCGCCUACGGAGAUCGUGGCUUCAUUCUGUCUGAUCUCGGGUGGCCUGGUUUUCAUGCUAAGCACACGGAGCGUGAUUCAGGUCAUGGAAUAUUACGACCUCGAUGCGAUGUUUGUGUUUACCGUCACCAUGGGCUUGACCGCCUUCAUCAUGGCCUACGAAAUCCUCGCUAUCGCGAUAAAAGCCUGGGCGGUGAAGCGGGAAUCCCGCCCCCAGCUGCCACCCUAUCAGUUUCCCGCCUGAUUGAACAUAAUAGAUCAUGCACGUUUUGUUUGCUGAUCAGCAGACUGGCUUACCAACGACAAUUGUGAAGUUGUUCUUGUUGCAGCAGCAGUACUCUGAAGGAUCAGAACGAGCAAGAAAGAAACCCAAAAUGAAGAUUUGCUUUCUACAGCAUUAUACCCCCAAACGGACAUCGGUUGUUCUUCGGCCAGGUGUCGGAGCUCGGGACUCGGGCAAUGACAAUGAACAUGACUACCUACCACGGCCUUUCACGAUGAACUCUUGUGUUAAUGUGGUUUUUUUAUGAAUGAAAGAUCUGCCCAAGAUGGUCGGGCAAUAAUGAGGAGGAGAUGAGGGAUUUCGUUAGCAAGUUUACUAGUUGUCAAUCGAAUCGAAACUUAAUAUGGG
This is a messenger RNA of Aspergillus homomorphus CBS 101889, 2464 nucleotides long. Its product is annotated as Ytp1 family protein. The record is from RefSeq and is a predicted model, not a curated record. The transcript is spliced from 4 exons. The coding region runs from base 287 to 2077 and encodes 596 amino acids. NCBI's taxonomy places the organism in Eukaryota, Fungi, Ascomycota, Eurotiomycetes, Eurotiales, Aspergillaceae.